Molecule: messenger RNA, 771 nt
Organism: Penicillium angulare
Lineage: Eukaryota; Fungi; Ascomycota; Eurotiomycetes; Eurotiales; Aspergillaceae
Product: mitochondrial 54S ribosomal protein mL57
Exons: 3
Coding region: 1-771 (256 amino acids)
Biological process (GO): mitochondrial translation; RNA processing
Cellular component (GO): mitochondrial large ribosomal subunit
Molecular function (GO): structural constituent of ribosome; ribonuclease III activity
Source: RefSeq, a predicted model, not a curated record
AUGGCUUCGAAUCUCUCUACCCGAGCGGUCAGGUCCGCCUGUAUCGCGUCAAAGGCUGCUCCCCGCUCCCUAGCAGCGUCUGUUCCUCGUCGUUCCUUCGCCAGCAACGCCGAUACCGCGGAGCCCCCGACUCCCCAAACCCAACAACCCCGAUGGUCGUACACUCCGCCACAGGCAAAGGCGCCAUUCAGUCUGCACAUGCACUCGGGACGUCCCGCAUUCCAUAAUAACUCCGACCCAGCAGUUCUUGACCAGUUCUAUAUGCGUAUGCUGGGUAAUGGCGGCGAGGAAUUCCUCUCGGAGGAAACCAAGUGGUUGGCUGUGACACACAAGAGUUUCGACCAAGGGCGUCGCGGAUUUAAUGACCGAUUGGCUUUUCUUGGAAAACGUAUCGUACAAUUGCAGGCAUCGCUUGCUCUUGCCCAGAACCCAACAGCCUCCAGCACUUCCGCAAAGGAAGAUGCCUUUGGCCGCGCUCCGUUCUCGCACCCUGCAUUGGAUGCUCUGCGCAACCUCUCUCCCAAAACCAAGAAUUCACUUACCGACCGGUCCAAACUGGCCGAGUUGGCGCAAAAAUAUAAUCUGCAGAAAGUGAUCCGAUGGGAACCCCGAAACCCAAACAACCUUCUUGCAUCUGGACUUGACCUCGUACUGACCCACACCAUGUAUGCUAUCAUCGGUGCGAUUUCUUUGGAGAAGGGAGGACACAUUGCCAACAAGGUGGCUCAGGAGCGGAUACUCGAACCCUUGGGCAUCAAGACGGUCUCAUAA